AUGGGGAAACUAAGCAAAGAUCGUCGAGAUAUUUAUUACAGAAAAGCAAAAGAAAAUGGAUACAGGGCUAGAAGCUCUUAUAAAUUAAUACAAAUAAAUGAUAAAUUUGAAAUAUUCAAGUUGUUUAAUCCAAACAAAUAUAAUAAUAGUGAUAUUAGUGAAAUAAUAAAAAAAUAUAAUGAUGAAUAUUGUUAUAAUAUAGUUGACUUGUGUGCAGCCCCAGGGAGUUGGUCCCAAGUUCUUAAAAAUAUUUGUUUAUAUAAUUAUUAUAACAUGCUAUAUUUUAUAAAUAAAAAUAAUAAUAUGAAUAACGAAUUAGAUCAUGAAGAAUUUAUAAAGAAUUUUUCGUUAUAUAUAAAUUUUAAUGAUAUUUUGGAAAAAAAAAUUGAUAAAUUUUUAAAAAAUAAUAAUUAUCAAAUAAAAGAACCUAAACUUGUUGCUGUAGAUUUACAAGAAAUAGGUAACAUGAAUUACAUAAAUAUAAUACAAGGUGAUAUUACAAAAAUGUCUACAAUAAAUAAAAUUUUAAAAUGUAUGAAUGAAAAUGAGAAGGAUAUUGAAUUUUCUGUCAAUAGUCCUAAGCAUAUAUAUGAUGAAGAUAGUAGCAUAAAAUAUAAUAAAAUGAAAAAUAAUAUAUUGAAUAAAGAAAAAGAAAAUAACAAAUUUGUAUAUGCCCACGCAGUUGUAAGUGAUGGGGCUCCAGAUAUAACAGGUAUGAAUGAUAUUGAUGAAUUUAUUCAAUCUCAAUUAAUUUUAUCAAGUUUAAAAGUAUGCUGUUCGGUUUUAAAAAUUGGAGGCAAUUUUAUUAGUAAAAUAUUUAGAGGGGAAUAUACAAGCUUGUUAAUAUUUCAUUUAAAUAAAUUUUUUGAAAAAAUUUAUGUUUGUAAACCUCAAAGUAGUCGAAAUAAAAGUUUAGAAUCUUUUCUUGUUUGUUUAAACUUUCAUUUACCUAAAUCGUCUAUCACUUCUUUAUUCAGAAAUACAAAUGAGGUUUGUUAUAAUUUCCAAAAUGAUGGCGAACUUCGAAAUAUGCAUUUAGAAUCAAUUAAUGGAAAGGAUCAAGAAUUUCAAGAUUUGGAAAAUAAUAUAAACGAUAAAACAUAUUUUGAUGACAAACUCAAUAGUAAUUUAGAUACUUCAGAUAGCGAAAAAGAAAAUAAUUUGAAUAUAAAUAAUAAUAUGAAAAAAAAAAAUUUAGAUAUUUUUAAUUUUUAUUGCUCAGAUAGUGAUGAAGAUAUAAAAUAUUUUAAUUCAGAUGACGAAGAAAAUUUUAAUAAUUAUAUUUCUUCAAAUUUCUCAACAAAUAAUAAACUAUUUUCUUUUAUUGCAACACAAAAUUAUUAUGAUUCAGACAAAUCGUAUUUGUUGCCCCAAAACUAUAUUAGACACGAGCCUCAAAUUAUGCCAUUACAACCUCCAUAUCUUUUAUCAUUACAAAAUAGAAGGAAAGAAAAUAAAAAAGUGUGA
Plasmodium berghei ANKA is the source of this 1467-nucleotide messenger RNA. RefSeq names its product ribosomal RNA methyltransferase, putative. NCBI's taxonomy places the organism in Eukaryota, Apicomplexa, Aconoidasida, Haemosporida, Plasmodiidae. The record is from RefSeq and is a predicted model, not a curated record. The transcript has a single exon. Gene Ontology annotation, molecular function: tRNA methyltransferase activity. Gene Ontology annotation, cellular component: cytoplasm. The coding region runs from base 1 to 1467 and encodes 488 amino acids. Gene Ontology annotation, biological process: cytoplasmic translation; tRNA methylation.